UUCCCGCCAGAUUUGAGCAGUGGCGAAAAUGGCGACCAGCGGCGACGUUAGUCGCAGCUUGAAAGAAGCGCUGUGCGAAGCUUUAAAUGCCAUUCUUUCGCCCUCACAAGAAAUCAGGACAAAUGCCGAAGAGCAGCUUAAAAUUUUGGAAGUCACGGACGAUUUUUGCGUCCAUUUAGCAGAGCUGACGGUGGACUCGCAGUGCCCAUUUGCCAUCCGUCAGCUGGCUUCGGUCCUCCUAAAGCAAUAUGUCGACACGCACUGGUCCCGCAAUUCGGAGAAAUUCCGCCAACCAGAAGCGACGGACGAGGCCAAAGCAACUAUCCGGAACCUUCUCCCCCUGGGUCUGAAGGAGUCUCUGAGCAAGCUUCGCUCAAGUGUGGCCUAUGCGAUCUCGGCCAUCGCUCACUGGGACUGGCCCGAAGCAUGGCCCCAACUUUUCGAGAUACUCAUGCAGGCGCUCAUGAGUGGCGACUCGAAUACCGUUCAUGGCGCAAUGCGAGUUCUUACAGAGUUCUCCCGAGACAUCACAGAUAACCAAAUGUUCCAGGUGGCCCCUGUUGUGCUUCCCGAAAUGUACAAGAUCUUCACCCAGCCUGAGAAAUAUGGCAUCCGAACGCGUGGAAGAGCCGUGGAAAUCUUCUCUACCUGUGCCCAAAUCAUUGCUACCAUGGGCCAUAUGGACAAGAACACGACCAAGACGCUUCUUUAUCCAAUUUUGCCGCAAUUUACCGAGGCCCUUGUUGAAGCACUGAAAAUACCCGACGGCCCCACAUCGGACUGUGGUAUCAAGAAAGAGAUUUUAAAGGCGUUGACAGUUUUAGUAAAAUAUGAACCCAAGCAGAUGUCGACCUGGCUUCCUCACAUCUUGACACCUGUCUGGAAUUCGCUGACAGAAAGCGCCCAUAUAUAUGUGAGAACGGCCGUCAACGAUUGUGACGAAGCCAACGAUCCUGUGGACUCGGAUGGUGAAAUACUUGGCUUUGAAAACGUAGUCUUCAUGAUAUUCGAUUUUGUAAAUGCGCUUGUGGAAACGCCAAGAUUUCGUGGCCUUGUUAAAAAGGGGCUCUCUGACCUGAUCUACUACAUUGUAUUCUACAUGCAAAUCACUGAAGAGCAGGUUAGAACUUGGACUAGCAGUCCAGACCGUUUUGUAGAAGACGAAGAUGAUGACACGUUCUCAUAUUCUGUUCGAAUAUCGGCCCAAGAUCUGCUUUCGGCGUUAUUUCAAGAAUAUGAAGAGGAGAGCGCUCGUGGUCUAAGUGAAGCAGUUGCCAAGCAUCUCCAGGAGAGCAAUGCUGCACGAGUCAGUGGGGAUCGCAACUGGUGGAAAAUUCACGAGUCAUGCAUGCUGGGCCUUGGGAGCUGUCGCGAUUCGUUUGUGCCUGGAAGCCAGGGCCAUGGACUCUUUGACGUGAGGGGCUUCCUUGAGUCGGUGGCACUGCCAGACCUAAGCACAACAGAUUCCCCAUUUUUGAUUGGUCGCUGUCUGUGGAUGGCAAGCAGAUUUGUCGCUUUCUUGACACCAGAAAUGACACAAAGGUUCCUCCAAACGACCGUUGAUUGCUUACAACAGACUCAGUCAGCCACGUUGCGAGUUUCUGCAGUUCGAGCGAUGUGGGGUUUCUGCCAGCACCUCAAUAACCACAACCAGUCAAGCCAGCUCAUGCCGUUUCUGGCGCCCUUCACAGAGGGUCUCAUAUCCCUGUCGACGCAGUUCUCUUCUGAUGUUCUUGCCUUGGCCAUCGAGGCUCUGUCCAUCGUCAUUACUGUUGACCCACAGUUCACGCAUACUAUCGAGAACAGGGUGUCGCCUCUCGCCAUUGCUGUGUUCUUGAAGUACAACAGUGACCCCAUCCUGGUGUCGAUAUGCCAGGACAUCUUCAAGGAGCUCUGCCACAACCCUCUCUGCUGCGGAGCGUUGCAGCAGCGGUUGCUCCCCACGAUAAUCUCGAUUCUCCAAGCGCCCCUGGACAAGAUACCAUCUGGUCUGCAGGCGGUCUCAUUAGACGUUCUCCAGACAAUCGUCCGUAGCAGUGCACCACCCCUCGCGGAGCCCCUCAUCACACAAGCAUUUCCCAUGGUUGUGCAGUGCGUCAUGCAGACAGAUGACAAUUCGACAUUACAGAAUGGUGGCGAGUGUAUCCGGGCAUACGUGUCAGUUGCAUAUGACCAGGUUGCUGCCUGGAGGGAUGAACAGGGUCAAACAGGGCUUUACUAUAUUGUCAAGGUUGCCCAACAUCUGCUGGACCCCAAGACACCAGAGUCUGCGGCCAUGUUUGUAGGCCGACUGGUGUCAGUGGUCAUUUCGAAAGCGGGCUUGUCCCUGGGCGAAGGCACUGAGCUGCUGCUGCGGGCUGUCCUCAGCAAGCUGCAGCAGAGUGAGACACUGAGUGUAAUUCAGAGUUUGGUGCUGGUAUUUGCGCAUCUGGUGCACACUCAGAUGUCGGCAGUCCUCGACUUUCUGUCUGGUGUUCCGGGACCAACGGGCCAGUCAGCUCUGGCAUUCGUCCUUACAGAGUGGUGCUCCAGGCAGACACUUUUCUACGGAACGUACGAGACCAAAGUCAGCAUACUGGCAUUAUGCAAGCUUCUGGAGCAUGGAAUUCAGACUAACGACUCUCGUUUGGUGAACAUCAAUGUCAAGGGGGACAGAGUGUUCAACAUGAACGAAGGCAUUCGGACGAGGUCGAAGAGUGCUGCUAAUCCAGACCAGUGGACAGAGAUUCCAGUCUUGGUCAAAAUAUAUAAGCUUAUGAUUCAUGAGCUGAGCAAUUGCCUUGACCAUGCAAUGAUGCACAAGGAAGAGGAUGAUUCUGAGGAUGAAGAAUGGGAGGAAGAAGGAGAAAUGGAAGGGGAUGCUGCAGAGAACAUUAUGCGUCACUUCGCACCUGCCUCAGACUAUGCAGUGUUUGACCCGGACGGUGAUGACGACAGCGAUGACCCUGACGCCAUGGCCGAUCCCAUCUCGUGCAUGGACCUCCAGUCGUGCCUCGUCCAGUUCCUUGUCAGCCUUUCCCGGCAGCCAUUCUACGCCAAGUUUUCUGAACACCACACGCCUCAGGAGCUGCAGGUCCUCCAAAACGCAGGCGUGUUGGCGUGACAGGCGGAGUCACCGCCGACUCCGCGUCAUCCUUGACUGCUCCAGUUCCUUGUACUUCUUGUUCAGGAAGUGUGAAGUCGCACGAACUUCUGCGUCAUGCUCCUCUUGACUCAACUCCUGUAAUUUGUACAUACGAAACAGUUGAGGCGCGGGUAAAGAAACGCGUAUGGUAGAUAGGUGAAUGCCGCAUUUGUAGUAGUGGUGCUUUUUUGGUCACGGCUGUAUAGUUCAGUUGGAGGGGGUUAUUAUUCGCAGUACAUAUUGCCACGUCAAUCAAAGAGCGAAAAAAUGGCAGGUCUGUUAGCAAGAGCCAGACGAAAUGCUACAUCAUCUAUGCACUGGCAUACGACUUCCAGUGGUUGUGUUUCGCUUUUGUAACUGUGCUGCAUUGCUUGGCCUGACCAAAGAUUGUGGGUGGUUAUGUAAGGCCGCUCGUGAGCAAUUACUAAAGUUACCGGAGGUAAAUGUUGGCUGAAGGCUAGGAGGCAUUUGACUUUGCCAGAGCAGAUUGCGAGAUUAAAGUCAGCUACUGCAUGAGGUACUAAAGUACAUUUCUUUUUUUUUUAGUUUCACAUCAUUCUCUGAAGCAUGGAAGCACAUCUAUAUGUUAUGGUAGCCUCUGUUGGCAAAGGAAAGUGGUGCAGAUUGUAUCUGGGACAUACUUUAUUUUUUUGCCCAGUAUUUCCAUUCUGUAAUGGUGACAUUAUUUUUUUGUUAUGGCAAGCCCUAAUUUAAGCCAGUUUGUAUGUUGAGUUGCGUUAAUUAAUUGAACUGCCGGAAUGGAGACAGGUGCAGUGCUCCUGGUGCUUUGGGUAUGGUGUUUGUGACGAAAUACGCGUAUGAUGCUUGUUUUAUCGUAAAGCAUUCGGUUAUAAGGCGUAGAUAAAAGUGUACUUCGCAGCCCCUUGUUUUUUUUUUUUUUUUAGAUCCCUUUUUUUGCGAAACAUAGAUUGCGAUACUUAUCCUGUGCCCUUCGGCCGGAUUUCUUUUUUUCACACCCAUGUGAUGCAUGAAGUGAUGAAUAUUUCUGAAAUAACUCCUUGUAUUUCUUAUUAAAUGCCGUUGCGAUGCUGGGUGCUGUAGCUUCUUUUCCCAUGUUACGUAACCAUGUUAUUCUACCUGUAACAUUGCAGGAAGUUCUUUAUUAAUUUACUGCAUGAGGAAGUGAUUGCUAACACCAGUUUCCACCUAAUGAAAGGCCUGCUGCCUUAAGAGGGCAUAAAGCUUUGAGCUGCAAGUCAGUGACUUCCUCAGCUAUCGGUGCAAUCGGUGCAAUCUUUUUCUUGUACAAUCAUUGGAACAGCGUCUAAGGACGGUCUUGCAUUAUCUUGAAGUUAGUUUGUGCUUUGCUAUGCUGGAGGCUGACAACCUAGGAUCAUGGCUGUCCUUUUGACAUAAACCUUUCAGUUUACUGAGUGGAACGUGAAGCCUUGGUUGUGCGGGAUGCUGGGAACAGUGCCCAAAGUGUUUUUAGUUGUUUCCUUUUUAGAGACCCCUUAGUGAUCAGCUCAGCAAUAUGAUGUAGCACGGUUUCUUCCUCCGAAAUUGCAGUUUUUGAGCCUGUCAUAAUAUAUGAUAGUGUCUUAUUGCAGCACACUAAAUCUAAAUAUCUAAUUACGAUUUAUAUUUUAGUAAUUGUAUAUAUCUUACCAUUCGCUUGUCUGAAAUAGAACAGACUUGUUUAAUAUAAUUACUUUAUUUGUUAGCCUUCUGCAGUUGAAUCUCUCCAUCUUGAGAAAAAGGAAAAAUAAGAGAGGCGCUAUUGACAGUGCACUUAUAAAGUCUAAAAAUAGUUUUGAAAGUAAAAUAAAAGGGAAGCAGCAUUUUAUUGCAUUGUUACGUUUAACUUUAGGCUUGUACAACAAUGUUCUCAAACUGAAAAGAAAACAUACAGCUUGCGUAAGUUCAUCCAUGUCUGUUACUCAAUGUUCCAGACUAAAUAAAAGUGACGAUUAGUUUUAUUUAGCCAGCUUUAUUUUAGUCUUGCCUUAUUGCUUAUGUCUUAAAAGCUUGGGCCCUGCACACUUGAGAAUUGCGCCGUUUUGCCGCUGGGAUGAGUCUCAACUUUUCAUGUGGCAGCUUUGGCUUGUAUCUGUAUGUUUGUUUCUCAUGGCCCAAGCUACACUUCCGCUUCGAUGUAGAUGCAAUGCUUGAGCCUCCUCAGCUUUUGUCGGAUUUCAAGCAUGUUUAAACGAAGGCCAUUCUUAAGGAACAGCUGAUUAGUUUUGCAUGAAGCUAAAACGAAUUGCUUUGUUUGCUUAACAGGUAUGGUAUGAUGGCAUGUAAAUAGACAAAUUUUAUACUGCUGCUGUGACAUACUUUAUUUCUUAGUAUCUGUGUGAUAUAUAUAAAAAAAGGAAGUGUUUUGGCACAAGUUGUUUGUACUACGAGAAGACACCAUGACGGCACCUCCUCUGACCACUGACUUCUGGAAGAGCAGUCAGUAAAUGUAGUUAUGUGUACAUAGUAGCAGCAGUUUCACUCUGCCUUGAUAGUACUGUGUGCGGGUGCCCUGCGUGGUGCAGCAAACCUUUUGUGUGCCAAAACUGGCUUGUACAUGUCUCAUGCAACCACGUGCAUUACAUCUCUUGAAGUUCGGCACUGUUCCUUGACACUGGACUUUAGCAUUUUCCCACCUGCGUUACUGAACAAGAUUAUAUGUAUUUUUUUUUCAAACAC
Molecule: messenger RNA, 5782 nt
Organism: Dermacentor albipictus
Lineage: Eukaryota; Metazoa; Arthropoda; Arachnida; Ixodida; Ixodidae
Gene: Ipo9
Product: Importin 9
Biological process (GO): protein import into nucleus
Cellular component (GO): nuclear envelope; cytosol
Molecular function (GO): small GTPase binding
Source: RefSeq, a predicted model, not a curated record